Molecule: messenger RNA, 2198 nt
Organism: Aedes albopictus (Asian tiger mosquito)
Lineage: Eukaryota; Metazoa; Arthropoda; Insecta; Diptera; Culicidae
Exons: 2
Coding region: 14-1669 (551 amino acids)
Source: RefSeq, a predicted model, not a curated record
UAAGGGGAAAAGAAUGGUCGUAAUGUACAUUGCAGACUACGAUCGCAAAAUGUCAACGUUGCUGGACGACUCCACAUACAAAGUCCUGCCGAAAGAUCCAACAUCAAAGUUCCAAUGGCAAAACAAUACGCUGGUCAGACGGUUGAGCAAUCUGGAGCUAAUCGACCAUUUCACUGCCAGUCGGUUAACAAGCAAAACUGCGACUUGUCCACGAAUAUACGGCCAACCCAAGGCACACAAGGAUGGGUUACCCCUUCGCCCCGUUGUGCCAAACAUAACGGCACCAACAUACCAGUUAUCCAAAUAUAUUGCGUCCGUUUUGUCGAAAGGUUUCAAAAGCGAGUACAACAUCAUCGACAGCUUUUCCUUCGUCAAAUACACCACCGCUGUGACGCUUCCAGCAGGAUACAUUCUAGUAUCUUUUGAUGUCGUCUCCCUCUUCACGAACAUCCCGAAGGACCUGGUUAUUCGCGACAUCAUUAUGAACUGGGACACCAUAGGAAAAGCAACAAAUAUCAACCUGGAUUUGUUCCUUGAGAUGGUGAGCUUUUGCAUAGAUAGCAGCUACUUCAAAUUCCGGGACAAGUUCUAUCAACAAACAUUUGGUACAGCUAUGGGCAGUCCUCUUUCGCCAAUACUUGCGGAAGUAGUCAUGGAAGUACUUUUAAGGACUGUCACAAAGAGACUGAGUUUCCCACUCCCAGUCAUCAAAAAAUAUGUGGACGAUUUGUUCGUAGCACUACCAGAAGACCAAAUAGAACAUACGCUACAGAUAUUCAACAGCUACAACCAACACCUGCAGUUCACCGUUGAGAAGGAGGCCGACGGAAGGCUUCCAUUCCUCGACACCCUGGUCAUCAGAAACCCAGAUCAGACCAUAUCUACGCAAUGGUAUUCCAAACCAAUAUCUUCAGGACGACUGCUAAACUUCCACUCAUUCCACCCCAUAAGCAUGAAGAUAAACGUCGCCGCAAACUUCAUCAAGCGGGUGACCUUGCUCACCACCAAUCUCAACCAACAACAGCAAUCCAACAUCAUCUUCCACCACCUCCGCUCCAACAACUACCCGUCGUCGUUGAUCAACCGCUUGCUAUGCCGAGCAAAACCGAGGGCCUCGAUAACAGAAGUCCCGCAUGAUACACCAACAACAUCCAACGUAGGCCACCUCCAAGAGUUAAACGAAGAAAACCAUCCUCACGCCGGCAGCAUCACCUCCAGAGGCUUGCAAACUCCAUUGGACCAAAACACUCCAGCCAUCCAACCCCAGCAGCGAUCACCACCUUCCACAACCAACGGACAGCAGCUCACCGAAUACAGAAGCAUCCCCUUCAUUGAAAAUCUCAGUCCUACAAUCGCCAACAUCCUAAAAGCCGAUUUUCCACAGGUACGAAUUGCCUACAAAACAUUAAAAAACACAAAUAACAUCCUACGAUCAGUUAAAGACCCCCUUCCUUUACUCGACCAAUGCAACGUUAUUUACAGUCUAGAAUGCACAGACUGUAAACAAACAUACAUUGGAAUGACCACAAACCAGUUAAAAACUAGAAUGUCUGGACACAAGAGCAAUGUUAACCAAUACACCAAAUUAAUCCAAAGCAAUGACACACACACAAAUGAAGAAAUCCUAAGACUAGGCGAAAAAAACGGCAUUAAUGAAACAUGCCAUUGAAAACAACCAUAUGUUCAAUGUUGCAAACCCAAAAAUUCUCGAUAGGGCCAAUAGAAAAUCAACACUACCAACACUAGAGAUGUGUCACAUCAUCCAUACACCUAACACAGUCAACCACCGUACAGACAUACAAGGUCUAAGUACAACGUACGCAGGACUAUUCCACACAAUUAAACAGUCCACCACACGUAGACAAACCCCAGCCAUAUCAACAAUAGAACCAAUUCCACACCUCCUAAAUGAAACCGAUGAACGUGAUCCAUAAUCACCACAAAAUUCACCAACCAUUUUGAAACGAUCGUUACCAGUGCUGUGAAGUCCAAUCAAAACUAAAUAUAUUAAAAAAAACCUUUAAAAACAACAGGUAAUGAAAAGGCAGGCUAAACACAAAUGGUUAGGCAACUAUAUACACGGGAGACGAUAGACACUAGUGAGUAGUUAUAUGUUUUAUGUUAAAUGUUAUAUGUAAAGUGUUAAAUACAUGUUUUAGCGACCCUUGAGAAAGGCCAAAACCCUUCGGCCGAAACGU